GGGGUGUGCUGCGAAACGGAGAGGAGCAGGCAGCGUUUCGGAAGAGCUUCGAAGGCUUCACAUGAAAUGCCUGCUUUGAUGCAACGUUCCUCUUCGAUUCCUACCGUCGUAGCGUGCGGGCUUUCUAGUCCUCGGCCACUGUUCCUGUACUCCGCAGGUCAGGCUACAGAUUGCUGGAAAAAAUUUCCCCCCCUCGAGAAGGCGAACAAGACACGGACUCCUGAAUUUCAUGAAGCUCGACGUUCGUGAUUCAAGAGGAACAGCUCAUCACGAUUGUGUCAGUGCUGACGGAAUCGCUGAGAAGGUCCAAUCAGAGGAGACCAAAUAUCCCUGCAAAACCUCAGUUGAAAAGAACUGGCAGCACAGAGAGUGUUUUUCAAACCACAGUGACUCUGCACUAAUUGUCUGCAAGCUUUCCGCUCCUUACCAUGGAUGGCAGCCUCUUGUGAGAUGAAAGACAAGCUUAGGGUCAACUCCUCGGCUUCUCAAGUUGUAGUCUCAACAUUCUCCUACCCUUGGAGCGUUAAGCCCAGUUUUAGUUUUGUAUCAUAUUUUUUUCCAAUCAGAGGCAAUAAACGUCUUUCCUAUCUGACAGCCGCGAGCAUUUUAUUAUUCCUCCUGUGGAUUACACUGGCACAAAUAGCGCAUUCGAGGGCAUCCUUCGUUUAUCUGACGGUAUUUCUCGCUACUCAGAACAUCGCCGCUGCCAUGCUGGACGUGGUCGUGAACGUCGUAGUUGCCGGAGCAGCAAGGGCAAGAAGGAUUGACUUUGACUUGCAACCGAUCUCGUGGUUUUCUAUGAUAUUUGGCGGAAUUGUUGGUAGAAUUUGCGGUGAAUUAGAGUUACCGGUUUUCAAUGUCGAAGGCAUUUUCCUUUUCUUGUCAGUGUUCCCAUUGUUGCAGCUCUUGGCGUGUGACCUGUUAGACGUCAAGACGCGAAACCACGUGGCUACGGCGAUUGACGAAGGCAGCUACAAUCUAUUGGAAUUCGAUUACUGGAUGAUAAGCACUGAUAUCCUGGAGGAGUCCCACGUUGAGAUGGAUUGCUAUGGUAUUCUUAAUGGUGUAAGCGAAGAGGAGGAGUACUCGGACACAAUUAUAUUGCAGGCAGUAGACAAAGAGAGGCACAUCUCUGAUUAUGAUGGGGUUGCCACGGUUCUAAGGUUGCCUUGGAGGAUUGACCACGGCGAAGGGUUUGUAGGGAAAGUUGAAAAGUCAUUCGCACCACCAACGGAAGAAGUUAAACGUCAACACGAUGGUGAGGAUGAUGGAGACUGGAUAGAGAUAGGACUAAAUGGGCUGGAGAAAGGUUCAGAACUCGCUGAGAAUAUUGGGGGCUCAGAUAUAAAAGAAGACAUGCACAAAAGUUUCAUCUCGGAUGCGGAUGAUCCUAUCGAAGACCUUCAUCUUCAGGUGAAGGAGCUUCCGAGAAAUUCAGAGCAGUUAAAUGAAAAACCGCGUUCAAGUAGUGGACGGCCUAAAGUUUUCAAAAGUGAGCAAGUUGUGCAAAGAGGGCUAUGGCAAGAGCUGAGGUCAACAGUUGCAGAUAUUCUGAAGCAACCCGUCCUUAUGCAAUCCAUCUUGUGGUUUCUUGUCACUCAACUUGUGAUUCACAAUUCAUCGUUCACCAUGCUUUGCUGUCAGACUGAUAGUAUGCAAGCAGAAUCCUCAUUCCUGAGAGCUUCUCCCAUGAUCAUCUGGAGUAUUCUCAUUAUGACCACUUUCCUGUUCAACCAGUAUUUGAAGCAUCUCCCUCUUCGGAGGAUUAAGCCCUGAACGACGUCAUUCGUACUGCAUGAGAAGAUGCACUUAUGCUAGCCUGGAAGUAGCCUGGAAGUAGGUAAUCCUUCGCAAUGUGGUGAGCUUCAACCAUUGCAGCCCAUCAUCAGGAGUUUGUGCAACUCCAUAUAGGCUGUAUGACCACUUGAUAGUAGAUGAUUUUCAACUCUGACCGGGCCAAGUAGGGUGCUGCAUGUCCUUCAAAUGCUUGUCGGCUGGAUUGGCUAGUCGAAAAAUGAUGUUCAAUCAGCAACUGGGUUUUUAACUCCCUGUAAACUGCGUUGUAAAUCAAGCUUCACAACUUCAUGUGAAAGUCGUUAUUCAAAUCUUUUACUCCUUAGAAGGUUUGAAUGGAGUAUUUGAAUAACAUCUUGGUUUUUGUAAUUCAAGGAUACGACCCUUCAGAAAUGUAAAUUAGAAACACUGUUAUGCAAUUGCUAAGAAGCCCACAAGAAACCGAU
Physcomitrium patens is the source of this 2240-nucleotide messenger RNA. NCBI's taxonomy places the organism in Eukaryota, Viridiplantae, Streptophyta, Bryopsida, Funariales, Funariaceae. The record is from RefSeq and is a predicted model, not a curated record.